UCCCGCGGGUGGGCGCGGGCGGGGGCGGAGGAGGGGGGAGGGCUGCGGGCCGCGGUCCGUGUGUGUGUGUGCCGUGCCCAGGGGGAGGUUUCUCGCUCACGCACACACACACACGCACACACACACACACACACACACACACACACGCACCGCACACACGCGCGCUCCCGCAGCACCGGCCCCGCUCCGGCCCCCCCGCCCCGCUCCCGGCUCACACCAUGUUCCAGCCGUCCGCCAAGCGCUGCUUCACCAUCGAGUCCCUGGUGGGCAAGGACACCCCCCUGGGCCCCGAGGAGCCCCCUCGCCCCGCCGCCCUCGCCUACCCCGGCCCCGCCGCCGCCGACGCCGCCGCCUUCGCCCCCGGCUUCCAGGGAGCCGCCGGCCGGGCCCUGUACGGCAGCGCCGAGCUCGUCUUCCCCGAGGCCGUGGGGCACCCGGCGCUGCCCGUGGGGCCCCCCCAGCUGGGGGGCUCGGCCCUGCCUCACCCGCACCCCUUCUUCGGGCCGCAGCAUCGCGACCCGCUCAACUUUUACCCCUGGGUGCUGCGGAACCGCUUCUUCGGCCACCGCUUCCAAGGGAGCGAGGUGUCCCAGGAGAGCCUCCUGCUGCACGGCCCCUUCGCCCGCAAGCCCAAGCGCAUCCGCACGGCCUUUUCGCCGUCGCAGCUGCUGCGCCUGGAGAGAGCGUUCGAGAAGAAUCACUACGUGGUGGGAGCCGAGCGCAAGCAGCUGGCCAGCAGCCUCAGCCUGUCCGAGACGCAGGUGAAAGUGUGGUUCCAGAACAGGAGGACGAAGUACAAACGGCAGAAGCUGGAGGAGGAGGGCCCCGACUCGGAGCAGAAGAAGAAGGGCUCGCACCACAUCAACCGAUGGCGCCUGGCCACCAAGCAGUCCAGCGGGGACGACAUCGACGUCACCUCCAACGACUAAGGCGGGGACGGGCUCCCGCUGCGGCCACCAUGGCCAGGAGCCCCGGCCAGGCCGGGGGGACACAGGCGGCGGCACCCGCCGGACUCUAGGGACGCGGCCCCCGCCGCCGCCGCGGCCUUUGCUGGGGGUGCAGCCCGGGCAGGGCCCGACCCGCGUCCCCCCGGCCCCCCCGACCCUCGGAGGGGUUUUCGGGGAGCCCAGCCCAGGAGGGAGAGGAGCUGCCGGGGCGGAAAACCGCGCGAGCCCCUCGGCGCCGGAGCCGUGGCAUCCAACAGCGCGUCCGCACAGCUCGGUGUCCCCAGCCCUUCCUCCCCAGUGUCCCCUUUGUCACUUCUCUUUUUUAUCCCCGUUUUUCUCCCGUUUUUCUCCCGUGUUUCCGUUAUUUGGGUUUUUUACGCCGACUGGAUUAAUUUAUUCUCCCUGCCCUGUGCGCUUCCCUGCCGU
Messenger RNA from Oenanthe melanoleuca, 1373 nucleotides. It is a transcript of the gene EMX1, whose product is annotated as empty spiracles homeobox 1. Gene Ontology annotation, molecular function: DNA-binding transcription factor activity, RNA polymerase II-specific; DNA binding. The transcript has 3 exons. Gene Ontology annotation, biological process: regulation of DNA-templated transcription; neuron differentiation; central nervous system development. NCBI's taxonomy places the organism in Eukaryota, Metazoa, Chordata, Aves, Passeriformes, Muscicapidae. Bases 219 to 929 code for a protein of 236 amino acids. The record is from RefSeq and is a predicted model, not a curated record.